Mizuhopecten yessoensis (Yesso scallop) is the source of this 729-nucleotide messenger RNA. RefSeq names its product lectin-B-like. The record is from RefSeq and is a predicted model, not a curated record. The coding region runs from base 1 to 729 and encodes 242 amino acids. Lineage: Eukaryota; Metazoa; Mollusca; Bivalvia; Pectinida; Pectinidae. The transcript has a single exon.
AUGGGCAAUGUCUGUGCUAUAGACUUCGGUACGCAAAGGUGUAUGGGCAAUGUCUGUGCCAAAGAAUUCUGUACGCACAGGUUUAUGGGCAAUGUCGGUGCUAACGACUUCCGUACGCAAGGUUUAUGGGCAAUGUCUGUGCUAACGACUUCGUACGCAAGGUUUAUGGGCAAUGUCUGUGCUCAAGACUUCCGUACGCAAAGGUGUUUGGGCAAUGUCUGUGCUAACGACUUCCGUACGCAAAGGUGUAUGGGCAAUGUCUGUGCUAAAGACUUCGGUACGCAAAGGUGUAUAGGCAAUGUCUGUGCUAAAGACUUCGGUACGCAAAAGCUUACGGGCAAUGUAUGUGCAAACGACUUCGGUACGCAAAGGUGUAUGGGUAAUGUCUGUGCUAAAGACUUCGGUACGCAAAGGUGUAUGGACAAUGUCUGUGCUAAAAACUUCCGUACGCAAAGUUUUAUGGGCAAUGUCUGUGCAAACGACUUCCGUACGCAAAGGUGUAAGGGCAAUGUCUGUGCUAACGACUUCGGUACGCAAAGGUGUAUGGGCAAUGUCUGUGCUAUAGACUUCGGUACGCAAAGGUGUAUGGGCAAUGUCUGUGCCAAAGACUUCUGUACGCACAGGUUUAUGGGCAAUGUCUGUGCUAACGACUUCCGUACGCAAGGUUUAUGGGCAAUGUCUGUGCUAACGACUUCCGUACGCAAGGGUUAUGGGCAAUGUCUGUGCUAA